Cololabis saira (Pacific saury) is the source of this 9459-nucleotide messenger RNA. RefSeq names its product ectopic P-granules autophagy protein 5 homolog (C. elegans) (gene epg5). Gene Ontology annotation, cellular component: cytoplasm. Gene Ontology annotation, biological process: autophagosome maturation. The transcript is spliced from 45 exons. The coding region runs from base 481 to 8208 and encodes 2575 amino acids. Lineage: Eukaryota; Metazoa; Chordata; Actinopteri; Beloniformes; Belonidae. The record is from RefSeq and is a predicted model, not a curated record.
CGACUGGGGUCGUACAGUUCCUGGAAGAAACAAAACAAAACAAACAUACGAGCAGCUGACGGGGGUUAUCGCGUGACACUCGCUCCAAGGAGCUCAAAUCGUAUUUCUAUAAAGUAAACUACUAUAUAUGGAAGACACAGAGCCUCGGGAGGAAACAACUGGCAAGUAAACAAAGCGUAUCGUUAGCCUAGCUGAGUGUUUUCACAGGGCUGUUUCGUUUCUAGGGAAAUGUAACCUCUGGACACGCAGUGUUUAUUUUAAGACAAGCAUUGGCAUCAUUGGCAUUGUUAUCACGCUUUAUCGAAUUUUGUGAACGCUGAGGUGUAAAAGAGCGUUGUGUUCACUCAGUGAGUGUUUUUGUUUUGACAGCCAGCAGGUGUUUAUCACAGGCUGGUGCUCUGGCUGCUCGGGUUUAUCUACUAAACAUACAUGACGUUCAUGUGUCGCUGUGAUCUGAGCUGAUAUGACCAGGGACUUAAAAUGGAGGCUGUGAGACCAAAGAAGAGCAAAGGAAAAACCAGCGAAAAAUCUCAGUCGGUUAGGAAGCAGAAGCAGAAGCAGGUAGAGGAGAACAAAAGGAUCAUAGCUCCCUCGGCUGUCUGUGAUGAGGCCCCCACCUCAGACUUCAGUGACAUCUCCCUCAGUCUGCCUGUGCUUCCUGCUGAGGAGCACAAGGAAGAGCACAAGGGGGAGCACCAGGACUCUGUUUCAACCUCUGAGACCACAGCACCGCCACUGCAACCUCCUUCAGAGAAGCAACAGACCUCAUCAAUAGAAACUUUAUGCACACCAGGGUUAACUAAGACUCUACAGUCAAGUCUGAAUUUGUCAACAGUGACACCACAAGUUGCAGUUCACCCAAAAGAGGAUGAGGAUGGUGGGCUGGAACCUCAGGGGACUAAAGUCGUGGUUGAACCACAAACCACAGAGUUGGAAAAAGACAUGCAGUUGUGGAAUCAGCCGUUUAUUACACCUCAGUUUGAGGUCCCAAGUGCCCCAGCAUUGUACCCAUCUCUCCCUACACUGGAGGAGGGUCUUGUUGUACAGUUCUGUGGCAAAACUGUGAAAAAUGGUGCAAAAGAACCUGCUGUCUUAGCACUUCCUGAGCAGGAAUCUUCUCCUCCGAGUUUGCAACCCCUGGAGUAUGUAGCGGAGCUUUCAACGAGUAAACUGUACCCAGCAUUACCUAAAACAGCUCCAGAGAUGCAGGCGUUCACACUGGAACAGCUGAGUGUCUGGGAGCCAGGUGGAGGGUUACAAUCAUGGCUGGAAAGUGUCGAGGUCUGUGCUGCCCAGUUCUGUGCUCUGGUCCGGCAGGAGAACCAUGAAUUGACUGAACUGCUGCAGAACUACUGGCGCUGCCGGAGACAGCUGACCCAGUCCCACACACAGUUGCACACACAAUCGUCUGAGUGCAAGAGCACACAGAACCGCCUCUGGACCUUCAGAGAUGAACAGCUCACACUACAAGGUGUGUGUGCAGACCAGUCUAAGGUAUGUGGAUACCAUCGUUUCCAGCAGGCAGAGUUAAGUGAGGCUGUUUUGGUUGAGCUACGGAAACUACUUGAAGCCUGCAGUGAGCUCCUCCAUCAGAAGGUGGUGCUGCAUGCGUACACUGCUCUGCUGUCGCGACUGCAAGUUGAAUCAUACUUGCAUCGCCUAUUAAAAGAUUGUUCUGGCAACCAAACACAGCCUUCUUCUCUCCAACCUCUGAAAGAGGCAAUCAGUGUCUUGUUUAGCUUUACACGUCGAGUCCUUGAUGACACACAGUUCCAGACAGAUGUCCACCUCUGGCUGGAGAGAUUGGUUGCCGUCCUGAUGCACAUUGGAGGGUCAGAAGAGCACCUUUACCUGCUGUGCCAUCUUUUAUGCUGUCCGGCUGGGGUGGGGAAGUGGGCUGCACCUUUCCUUCAGAUUCAAGUUUGGGGGAACACCUCUGGAGUGCAACAUUUUAUGCAAGCACUAUCCAUUUUAAUGUCACCUGCCAGACAUCGUGCAGAGUUCCUGGGUCACAUGAAGCCGUGUGAGAGCCAGAGCUCUUCAGCCUCAGGGCCAGAGUCUGGCAACUGGACCCUUGUUGAUGAAGGUGGAGAGGAGGACGAGGACCCAGACAGCAGCUGGCUUCUGCUCUGUGAAGAGGAUUUGAUCUUGCUGCUGACCCAGUUCCCGUUCCAGCAGCUCUACUCACAGAUGCUGGGGAUGAGUAAGCAAGGUGUGUAUGAGCCCAAAGUCUGCUCCAGUCAGAAGAUGAUGCGCAUCUUUGCCUUUGCCUCUUCACUCAUUGAAGUUCUUGCUCUCGGCCUGCAAACGUAUAAUAGAGCACGGUACAGACAGCUGGUCAAGCGGAUAGGACACAUCAUAAGGGUGACAGUGUGCUAUGUCAGCGAUCACUGGGCCCAGUAUGUGAGUGUGGCUAAUUUGGGUGGAUCCACCUCUUAUCUACACUCUCUGUCUCUUGAAAAACUCCAGCUGGAAUAUGACCAUCUCUUCCUCAGAGCUGUUUUACAUGUACUCAGAAACAAAAGGUUGGGUAUUUGGCUGUUUAUGUCUGAGAUGCCGUAUGGGACUUUGUCUAGCUCUAUGCUGUGGAAAGUCCUUCACGUUAUGCAGUGUGCAGAAACAGCAGGACUAGAAACGCUCAGCACUGCAGGAGAUACACAGUCCUGCAUUCAAGCUCUCAGAGACCCAAAGCAGCAGGAGAGAUUUGAGCAGUGGCUGUGUGAGGUAAACAGCUCUGAUGGCAUCUCCCUCCUCACGGCACUAGCACACAUGGCAACACCAACUCAGCACUCUGAUCCUGCAUUCAUCACUACUAUAACCCUGCUGAUUUACCAGGUGUCCUAUGUGAGUGUGUCGACCAGAGAAACUUAUUCCAAGGUGGGGAGGGAGUUGCUGGCUGCCAUUGCGAUGGUCCAUCCCUAUGUUAUGUCUGUACUCUUGGAGAGACUGAGAGAGACCAUACAGUCUGUAGGAAUGGUGGCGUUGUAUUUGUGUAAAGAGCUGCCUCUGAGUCUGUGGCAGCCACAGCCGGAGGAAAUCUGUGUGAUUGGGGCCUGGUUGCUCCAGCACCCCCUGUCGGCAGUGGAGAACCGGCUGGCCUGUGUCAUCCUGGAGGGUCUCAAUUGGGGUUACACACAGGACGGCUCUUUAGCGAUGUCAUCAUGCCUUCACAGAGAGGUGGCUCUGCUGGUAGCUGAAGCCUAUCAGAAGUACCUCACAGACAAGCCCUAUAGUGGCCUCCUGUCUGAGGGAAUCAAACAGGUAUCUUACCUUGCCAGUGUCCUUCGUUUGGGUGUAUCUCCUGAGGCAUCCUUUAGUCAGUGGGCUUGGCAGCUGUUGCUAAGGCUGAAGCUCCAUGGUAAUGCCCAGAACCCUAAAGGAGCCUGGGAAGUGCCUGCUUUGGCAUCCAGCCCCCCUGCAGACCUUACACAUGCCCCUAGCAUGCACUCUGUUCUCAGGGCUGUAAAAGCAGGCCUCUCAAUUGGAUGCUACCUGUCCAUUGCCAUGACAACAGUGGGACAUAGUCUGGAAAACCUUUGUACGGAAGGAGUUGAACUGUUUAAAAGUCUGAUUCAGUCUCACCACCUGUUAGCUGCUGUACAUCUGCUGGAUAACAUCCUACCACCCACCUACCACCUCAGUUUUUACCUGCUCAACAACUCUCAGUUUGUGAGCUGCAUCCAGUUAUUCUUGCAGAAUGACAGCGUGUGUCCUCAAAGUGUCACACAGCAGGUCACACAUCGAGUGGCACCACUCCUCACCGGAACUACCUACGGAGACAAUGUCCGUCUGCUGAAUAGUGUAAUUCAGGGUCACAUAGUGGAAAGCUCACGGCCUGGUCGUGUGGGCACUGCAGCAGUUCUGGAGUUUUGGGUGGGAAUUCUGACUCAGCAGAACUUGUGGUACAGAGACAAAACAGUUCUGUUCAUCAUGGAUCAGAUCUGCUGUGCUGCCUUCACUCACCACCAGGAGGAAUGCGUGCAAAAACUCCUGUACCAGCAGCAUAAGAAUGCCUUGGGUUGCCACGGAGAUCGGGGUGUGCUGUCCUCUCUGGUUGGCUGGAUUGCUGGUCAUGCCACACCUUCCUUUAUAGAGGGCCAGUCCCUGAGUGCAGAGGUUUGGUUUGCCUGGCUGGUGCUCAAUAUGGAGGGCCUGAUUGAGGAAGAAUCUCAGCUAAGGCGCUGUGUUGAGAAUGAACUUCUGUCAGAGCACAUUUCCCCAGAUCAAGCUUUAAAGAAGGCACAACAGAGGCUGAAGCUGCCAGUAGCACCAUCUCUGCAGCGUCUGCAGGUGUAUCGCUGGGCAUGUCAGGCCAUAGCCACACCACCUGAUCACCCCCUCCUUCCCAUCAUCUGGCAGAAGUUCCUACAGCUCUACCUCAGGCAGCCUGGACCCGAGUAUGGGCUCGCUGCAGGAGGAUGUAUUGGCCGUAAGUUCUUCCAGUCGUCUUCUCAGACCACUUUACUCAGAGAUCUGAGGCAGAGAAUACAAGAGGUGUCGGACUUUCACCAUGCUGCCAGCCAGGCGCUCAGGGUGCCCCCACCACACACUCCCUCAUCAGACUCACAGGGUGAAGAAAGUCCUGAUAAUCCCCAACAACCUUACCUCACUUCUCCUCAGCUGCACACGGAAUUAGUGAGGUUGUUUGGCAUGUUUGCUUUGUGGAUGGAUGAUGAGACUCUGCAGAACCAGGAAGUGUACCUUCCUUCUCUCCCUCCAGAGUAUGAAGCUCACAGACUGGCACAGGUCAUGCAGCAGCAGCAGGUUCUGUGGCUGGAGUAUGUGGACCAGGAGCGUGUUCAGUAUGAUAAGAGAGAGGUCUUAUCUCUGUGGGAGAAGGCGCAGAGUGAGCCAACUUUCCUGCAGACCCAGAACCAGGGCUUCACUGACCGCACCAGUCUCAGCAGUGCAAGGGAGCGUAUCCUGUCCAACCUGGAGAAACAUCCAGUUCCCCGUCCGCCUCCGGAGCUACAGCAGCUGAAAGCUCCAGUGCCAGUUGUUCCGGUCACCUGUCUCACUGACCCCAAGGCUGCUGCUGAGCUGUUACAGAAGGACCUCUGCAUUUUACAAGACCAAGCCAGGAUUGCAGUUGCAUGGGAAGCCCAGCAGGUGGCAAUGGAGCAGGAACUGCUGGAGAAUCUUCCUUUACUUUUCAAGAACCAGCCUGAGCAAGUCAGUAUGGCUCUGGAGUGUAAAGGAAAGGGAGGACAGCCAUGCCAGGGACCAGCAAACAUCUCUGUCACAUGUGAGCGUGUCCAGAGGCAGGAGGCAGUACACAAUCAGAUUACAUCGCUGAGCAGGGACAUCAAGAAGCUUCGAACCGAUGCUAUGGCUCCCCCACCUCAAAGCCUGGCCCAGGCUGCUGUCCACACUGAGAACUUUAUCACGGCUCUCGUGAAUCAGUACAAAGCGCAAAAGUCUCUGGUGGUGCAGCAAGUUGGUGUGACAGUCUUUUACGAGGUGGUCUCUUUUGUGUGUGAGGACACACUGCGACAUCCCCCGACACGGCAGUAUCUCUCAUCGUGUGUGGAGAUACUAGGACAGGUUUUUAUCCAAGGAAAUGCAGAAGAGUGUGGUCGUGUCCUAAAAACCAUCCUGGAGCAUAGACGUCUCUGUCCGCUCAUUUCCCCUUUCUUCACGCCCAGUGCAGCACCCAAUCAGCUUGUCUUCCUCUACCAAGAAGUGGUGACGUCCCUCCACCUUGAUAGUGCUGAUGUCGUCUUCAUGCUACUCACUAAGUUUGACUUGUCCCAGUGGCUGACUGAAGCCAAUCCUGUGUUUGCGGAGAGAACUCGCCUGCUGGAGUUGAUCCACGGAGCUCUCUGUGUCUGUGGCCAAGACCCCGAGUCUGAACUUCUCACACCUUUUCACCUCUUCACUAAACACUGGACCUGGGUUGUACGGCACCAUUUCCCAGACCAUUACAGCGAUUGCCUACGUCUGCUCAUGACCAGUUCAUCCAACCAGUUGCUGAGUCCAGAGUGCUGGAAAGUGACCCUGCGAGUGCUUGGGUGCUUACCUCCAUCCCGCAGCACCAAAAACAAAGCUGAACAGUCCGCCAGAUCCCCCAUCAGCCUCUCUCCUCAGCAGGUGGAUGAGACGGUCGAUUGGUUGAGUGACUACUUCUUGCGAAGUCGUCUCACUAAGCCAGACCUCCGCAGCUUUGGCCUCUACUCUGCCUGGGCUCCCUACAUCAAUUAUGUUGUUUCCUUCUGGGAACAUUUGACUGGUUGCCUCAUUAACGUCCAGCUCAGUAACUGUGCCAGAGAGCCGGUGGGCAGCAGUAAAAUAUUGAAAGCUCUGCAGGAUCUACACAGUAAGCUUGUGAAGUUAUUUAAGCCGUGGAUCUUUCCUCUGGACACUGGUGAUGCUGGUAACAGCAAGUGUUACCCCUGGCUGGAGACAGAUGCAAGUGCUGCAGGAUUUCUGGUUGGCCUUUAUGCUCAACUGGUUGACACGCUUCAUCAAAAAUUCAGAGAUCGUCUCUUACCUGGUCAGAGAGGUGCUCUAAUGCUGUGUAUGAUGCAGUACUGCGAGAGCUGCACCUCACCCCGCACACCUGAGUAUCUGCUAUACCUGUAUCACACACACCUGCGCAGCCUGCCCUGGAGACACCUGCACCCCGACACUCAGCUGAUGGAGCAGCUCUUCAGUGUGGAGAGAGGAAGUCCCAAAAGCUGUUUCCUCUUCAUGGGGCAACUCUUAUGUGAAGUCAACUGGGUCAGUGUCUUAAGUCACUGCUUACAAACAUCUCCCGGCUCUGCCGCAUAUCCAGCCCUUCCACACAUGGAUACGCAGAAGGAGACGCACACCAUGCUGGUCUAUCUGCUGUACAUGCUCGUUUUUCUGGCAAAGGAGGAGCAACUCCUGAGUCAACAGGACUCUCCUCUGCUCAGUCUGCUGGUCCAGUCCACCUCUCUGCCCUGGCACCAGCUCGACCUGUCCUCAUACCAGGGCAUUCUGGGAUAUGUUGGCACCCACUACCCUCCCUCUCUUGUUCUGAGUGCCGACUCUGCUCUCCAGUUGCUGCUGAAAUCACUCCGUAGCGCCGCAGGGCUUCACCCCUGUUCCCCUGAAGCUCCACACCAGGAGGAGACUCUCAAAGCUGGAGCUUAUGUGCGCUGGUGUGUGCAGUCAGUGGUGACACUGGAACAGGGAGGUGGCAUCAACCUGAGCAGUGUGGAGGCUCAGCUGGAGACCCUUCUAGAGAGCAUAGUCACAUUCAACCCACCAGAGGUGGGUUUGGAGCAGAGGCACAUGGCAUUCUGUAGUCUCUUCAGUGACGUGUUGGCUUUGCUCAAUGGAGUGGGCGUCUCCACUGGGGAGGCACUUGCUGCUUAUGUCAUCACCUGGCUGGACAGGAAGGGAAGAGGCUUUCCAAUCCUGCCCCUUCUCACCGCCUGCUCCCGUUGUCUAGCAUCUGUGCGGCACAUGACACGAAUCAUGGAGGCAUGCAUCAAAGCAUACUUCAGCCAUGCUGAGGAGGAAUCUGUGGGUUGGGGUCCUGUGCUGGCAUCGCUGCAGGUCCCUGAGCUCACAGUGGACGACUUCCUCUCUGAGAGCCAAUCGGGGGGCAGCUUCCUCACGCUCUAUGCCUUCAUCUUGCAGCGCCUCAACACUGAAUACACAGCAGCCAAUGAAAAGAGGACCCUGGCCCUCAUAAACACAUGGACGACCCAGGUCUUCCCCAGUGGACCAGGUGACGAAGCCAAGCUUUUCCUUUGGUGGCACAAAGCACUGAACAUAUCUGUGGAGCAGCUGCAGCCACAGGUAUGCCUAACUGAGGUGUCAGGAGUUGUCAUGGGUCUCAUGAGGUUGCAAACCAGGCUUGUCCAGCUGGGAGAAGAGAGACAGAACUCCGGUCUGCUAGGAGCUAUAGGCCUCGGCAAGAGGUCUCCUGUUUCUAAUAGGUUCAGGGUGGUGGUACGCAGUCUGGCAGCAUUCCUGUCUGUCCAAGUGCCGUCAGAGACUGAGAUAAGACUCCAACCCACCACGGAACUGCAGCUCUCUGCAAAAGCACAACAAACUGUGGGGAUAUUGGAGGCCAUGCCCAGCAAUAAGCAGUAUGCUGAGCUAGAGGACUCUGUGAAUAAGGCUGUCCAGUUCAUUCGCUACCCAGGACACUGUCUCAAAGAUGGACCCCGACUGCUGGCACUGCUCGUCAACCUGCUAUACCCGGACCUCAGAUACCUACACAUCAUUCGUUAACUUGGAUUCAACCUGGCCAAGGGUGUUACACUCCUUUUGGGAAAUACAGUGACAGCCCAGAUGUGCCCUGAACCGGCAAAAUCUUGACUGGAGCACAAAGUUUUUAAUUAGUGACGUUGUAAAGAAUAGCCUUUGGUUCUUUUAUCAAAAAGGGCUGAGCAUGACAAGAACAGACAUUGUGAAAAAGGCUUUUUGUAUGACGAUGGCUCAUCAACCAAUUUGAAAUCUAAGAAAUUUUACAGGUUCAUUUUGGACAAUUUUAGCACUUUAAUCUCUUUUUUUAAUGUUUUUGCCUGGUUGCUUUUUAAAUAAUCUGCCUGUUAGGUGUUCUCAUGAAAGGAUGUUGCAUAUAUUUAUUGAAGCAUAAAUCAGAACUGGUUGCAGAUUUCCUGCAUAUAUAAUCUGGCAUCAAAAGGUGAAAGUUCAUCUGAUUAUCUGUUGGAAAUUGAAGGAUAGGUGUAUUAUGUAUAAAAAUGUUGUAGUACCUUCUUAAAAUGACUACAUUGCUCAUUGCCUGAUACAAUUGUUUCUGAUGAAGUUCGAAUCACAAACGCCUCAGUCCUUGGUACUGUUCUCACACCAGUGAAAACAGGGUACGAAGUGAUCAUGUUGAGAAACUGAAUAUUUGCCACUAUUAUUCAUGUUUGAAGUGCUCUCAUUGUUUUUGCCAAAGAGAUGUUAUUUUCAUCUGCUUAAUUUCCUUAAACCCUCUGAACCCUGUGCUCUGGUUGCUUCAUCUGACUCUGUUGUGUACAGACCGCAGUCUGGAAAAAAAUAUCAUACUCUGAUGCAUCAAGUACCACUUGUAAUGUUCAACACAAUGUGGCUUCCUUAUAAAGUAGUGUGUGCCCUGUUAUUCACAAUCACAUGGCUAAUGCUGCAGGUAUUUCUCAGAGAGAGAGAGGGAUGUAAUGCUGUUGGAGCUUUUGUAUACCUAUACAGUCAUAAGAAUACAUUUAGAUUUUUCAAAUUGGACCAAUUAUACAUUCAGGACAGUAUUCACAUUUAAUUACUCUCAACAUUUCACCACUUCUGUUGCUCUGUGCCACCCCAACAGCAGUCCAACUGCAGCCUGAAGCUUGCAACCGUUGUUACGUGGGGACUGUUAAUGUUAAAAACCUUCUUUUUUUUUUUUUUUAAUGAGUCACUGAUCUGGAAUGGGUCGGUAGGUUUGCUGCAGAAAGGGAGCUACAAAGCCAAGCUCUGUACAAUGGAGAUAAAAUAAGUUAAUAAAGAAUUUGAGUGAGUGUC